UGCAUUCAGAAUAAUAAAUGAUCUGUGUAGAUUUACUUUCACAAAGGCCCACAGCUGUCAGGAAGAGAGAGGACCAUGAAUGACAGCAGGGUAGUUCCACUUCUCAGCAGUGUCUGCAUGUUUUGUAGUGGUUGUACCCCACCUCUAAUCAUCACUCAAUCACCCUGAAAAACGCAGCUCAGCGAGUUCCUGCUUGCGGGACCUCAAUGCAUGGGUAACAGUGGAACCAACGGGAAAAGAGAGACUGUCAGAAGUAGAGAUGAAAGAGGACAGGGAUCACAGGUACUGCAAUGGCUGCAGGAGUUUUGCUGCAAAAUGAACAACCAUACUCUUCGCUGAUAGAGAGCAGUGUUUAUCUGGCAAAUAUGAGUUCAGCGCCUUUUGAAAAUUACCUACUUGACACGCAACUAUUUUCAUCGAGCGGUGGAACAGUUUGUCCCGAGCAGACGCAAUCCCUGUGGAAAGGAGCAGCCCGGGGCUGGCUGGCAGCAGCACCUGCAUCCUCCGUUUCCAUGGCGACACUCAGCCCGGGGACCAGCUGCCGAGCGAGCUCGGGGAUGCUCCGCUCCGCUCCCGCAACUUCAGCGCUGAGCAACUUCCCCUGCGCUCAGAGCGCCCCGGGCUGCGGCGCCAGGAGGAGCUGGGGCCGGGCAGCCAUGCAGCCUUCCCCCCGCAGGCGCUCGGCCGUCAGCAUCUUUAGCCAUUUCUUCCAGGGGCGGAGGCAUUCCUCCUCUGAUCCCCUUCUCCGCCUCAGCCAGCGGCGCCGCAGCUCCGUGGUGGAGCUGCUCUCCUCGUCCACGCACCGGGUCAUGGUGGCUCUGUCAUCGCUCAGCCCCGAGGAGCUGGAUGCAACUUUUCCUGAAAAAAAAAGGAGCUUGAGGCGCCCCACGGCCAAGUACACGAAGAUGGGGGAGCGGCUGCGCCACGUCAUCCCCGGGCACAUGCAGUGCUCCAUGGCCUGCGGUGGCCGCGCCUGCAAGUACGAGAACCCCGCACGCUGGACCCAGAACGAGCAGGCCAUCAAGGGGCUCUACUCCUCCUGGAUAACAGAUAACAUCCUGGCUAUGGCUCGACCCUCAACAGAAUUAAUUGAGAAGUACAACAUUAUUGAGCAGUUUGAAAGAUGUGGCAUAAAAACCAUAAUUAACCUUCAGCGUCCUGGGGAGCACGCAAGCUGUGGGAACCCCCUGGAGCAGGAGAGUGGCUUCACCUACCUUCCUGAAGCCUUUAUGGAGGCUGGCAUUUAUUUUUAUAAUUUUGGAUGGAAGGAUUAUGGAGUGGCAUCUCUGACAACUAUCCUUGACAUGGUAAAGGUGAUGUCUUUCGCCCUGCAGGAGGGGAGGGUGGCUGUUCACUGCCACGCAGGACUCGGGAGGACAGGUGUUCUAAUAGCUUGCUACUUAGUUUUUGCCACCAGAAUGAGUGCUGACCAAGCGAUUGUGUUUGUCAGAGCCAAAAGGCCCAAUUCCAUCCAGACACGGGGGCAGCUGUUGUGUGUCAGGGAGUUCUCCCAGUUCCUGGUCCCUCUCCGCAAUGUCUUCGCGUGCUGCGAGCCCAAGGCACACGCGGUCACCCUGUCCCAGUACCUGACCCGCCAGAGGCACCUGCUGCAUGGCUACGAGAGCAGGCACCUCAAGCAUGUGCCAAAACUCGUCCACCUGGUGUGCAAGCUGCUGCUGGACCUGGCUGAGAACCGACAAGUGGUAGAGGCGGAGCUGCUGGACAUCCCAGACCUCUCAGCUGAGAUCGAGAAGACCGUGUCCCAGCUGGAACCCACGGAACUCGAGCGGGAGCUGGUCAGGCACGACAGCGACGCGUCGGACUCGUCCCACGUCCACUCCUCUGCUCUCGACACCCAGGACUCGCACUGCUCCCUGGGACACGAAUGUGAUUCUUUUUGUGAAAGAAGGAAUGUUGAAUGCCUUCAGCCUUUUACUCUUCUGAGAAGGCGUCUGAGCUACAGUGAGUCAGACCUAAGGAGAACUGAGUUUCUUGCAGAACACGAUGACACUGCCUGGAUAGUGCCUGCUCAGAUGUUAGUGAACAACAAACCCAAGCAGAACAGUGGGGAGGAAUGUUCUGCCACAGGUGAGGUAAAGCCACGGCUGGAGUUAAACAAAGAAGCAUUAGUGCAUAACACGUGCAUGUUCUGGAGUCAAGGGAGAUUUAGUUUGGAUGGACAAAGGGAUGUCUCCUAUCACAGAAGGAACUCUGCCAGAGAAGUACAACGCAGCAGGACCUUUUCUUCAGGCCUCGCGUCCAUCCACAAUCCUAAAGAACCUGUGAUGCUGAGGCACAGCUUUGCCAACAAGACUGAUCAUAGGAAGGAUCACAAGACCAACAUAUAUGGCAGGAGAGUCCAUACCUCCGAGGACUCCGACUCUUCUUCUUCCUCUUCUAAAGUGAACUUUACCAUUGGAUACGAAAGCCAGGGUAGCAGAGAGGUGUCAGAGACAAUUCCACACAUUGUUCUGCAGUCAGAAUUAAGUUUGGAAGCUCGAAGAGUUUUGGCAGCCAAAGCACUUGCAGACAUAAAUGAAUUUCUGGGAGAGGAUGAAGUGAAGCAGAAAGUAGAAAUGUGGCAGAAAGAACUGAAUUCUCGAGAUGGAGCUUGGGAUAAAAUCUGCACUGAGAGAGACCCUUUUAUCCUCUGCAGCUUGAUGUGGUCAUGGAUAGAACAGCUGAAAGAACCUAUUAUAUCCAAAGAUGAUAUUGACAUGCUGGCAAAAAAUUGCACAGAAUCCCAGGAUGCACUCUACUUGUUGGGAAAGGAGCAGUGUCAGACCAUCCUUUGUAUUUUACACUGCGUGGUGAACCUGCAAGUGCUGCCAGCUGAUGUGGAGGAGGCCUUACUUGCUCGUGCUAUUAAAGCUUUCACCAAGACAAGCUUCGAUUCUGAGAAUGGGCCAUAUGUUUACAAUACCUUGAAAACUGUAUUGAAACAAGCACUGGAAGAAAAAAGGAAAAGUAUUAAAGAAGGAACAGAGAAUACUUCUUGAUUUCUUCACCGCUCUGCUGAAGCAUUAGAUUGGCUUACCAAAUCAUUUUGCAUUUUCCAGCUACUGUAUUUUGUGCUACCUGGCAUGAUCUACAUAACUUUAGGUAACAGAAGUUAUUAACAAAGCAUUUUAUUUUUUUAGACGCAGUUUUAGUGGCAGUUGUUCAGUCUACAUAGUUUUAAAAACAGUUCCAUGUGACCAUUCUCUGUAGCAUUUGGUUUCAAGCACUAUUCUUUUAUAUUGUGAAGGGUUCUCCUGUUCUCAAAUGUGUUUAUUGAUUUAGAAACCUCUGUUAUUGGCAAGAAACUAUUUUCAAGUUACAUGAUUGCCAUAAGUUCAGUGCCAUGAUCCCCAAAGGUUUAAUGAAUUGAGUUAAUAAUUAUGUAUUACAUAUGUUUACAUUAAUGAUAUUUGAUUUCACUUUGCAGAAAAUAAAUAUUGAUUGAACCUGUGAAA
Molecule: messenger RNA, 3455 nt
Organism: Cyanistes caeruleus (blue tit)
Lineage: Eukaryota; Metazoa; Chordata; Aves; Passeriformes; Paridae
Gene: PTPDC1
Product: protein tyrosine phosphatase domain containing 1
Biological process (GO): protein dephosphorylation; cilium assembly
Molecular function (GO): protein tyrosine phosphatase activity
Source: RefSeq, a predicted model, not a curated record